UAAAGAUUUCAUAAUUUUUUUUCCAUUAAUGACUCCAGGGGUUGUUUGUAAUCUAAAGCGAUUAGUAAAUCACACUACUUGAGAGUGUUUACUGAACUCCUGGACAUUUGGGACUCUCGGCUCGUUCUGCUCACUGUGGAUCAUCAUGAUUCGGUUACUGGUUUUAGUCCUGUGCUUCCUUCUGAACACCUCGGGGAAAUCCAUACAACUAGACGAGGAGAACCCAGAGUUUUGGAGAACUCAGGCUCAGGCUACACUGAACUCCGCUCUCAGGAGGAAACUCAACACUAACGUGGCCAAAAACAUAGUGUUGUUCCUGGGAGAUGGAAUGGGAAUCACCACAAUCACAGCUGCUCGCAUACUGAAAGGCCAACUGGAGGAACGUCUGGGGGAGGAGACGGUCAUGACCAUGGACACUUUCCCUUACAUCGGUCUCGCUAAGGUCUACACGGUAGAUUUCCAAAUCCCAGACAGUGGUGCGACGGCGACGGCGUAUCUCUGUGGUGUGAAGACGAAUUUGAAUGUUGUGGGUUUGAGUGCUGCAGCGAGGAACGGUGUGUGUCGCUCACAGACAGGAAAUGAGGUCACGUCUAUCCUCAAAUGGGCUAAAGAUGCAGGGAAGUCAGUUGGCAUAGUAACGACUACUCGUGUACAACACGCCACUCCAGCAGCGUCUUACGCCCACAGUGCCAGCAGGAAGUGGUACAGUGAUGCAGACAUGCCCACUGCGGCCAAGAGAGACGGCUGCACUGACAUCGCCUCACAACUCCUCUCCAACACUGACAUCGAUGUGAUUAUUGGCGGUGGGCGUAAAUACAUGACCCCUAAAGGCACACCAGACCCUGAGUACCCCACAGACCGGAACUCUGCCGGGACGAGAGAGGACGAGCGCAACCUCAUAAACCAGUGGAUCAACAUGAAGGAGGGAAAGGUGGCGCGCUACGUGUGGAAUAAGACAGAGUUUGAUGCGGUAGACCCUAAAACAACGGACUACCUGAUGGCCCUGUUCGAACCUGCUGAUCUGAGGUUUGAGGUGGAGAGAGACCUGCUAAUGGAUCCCUCCAUCAUAGAGACGACAGAGAAAGCCAUCCGCAUCCUACAGAAGAACCCGAGAGGAUUCUUUCUGCUGGUGGAGGGAGGACGUAUCGAUCAGGGACACCACGCCAGUCGAGCCUCGAUGGCACUGCAUGAAACUGUCGCCCUUGACAACGCUGUUGCCCGGGCACUGGAGCUGACUAAUGAGAAAGAGACGCUGACGGUCGUGACCGCUGACCACUCCCACUCGCUCUCGUUUAACGGGUAUCCCUUCAGAGGGAACAGUAUUCUGGGUAAAUCGCCUGUGUACGGGUUGGAUUUGCUCCCCUAUACCACGCUGAUGUACGGAAAUGGCCCCGGACACAAAAUCAUCAACAACAAACGACUGGAUAUCCGUAAAGUGAACACCAAGAAUAAGGACUACGUGCAGCAGGCUGUGGUUCCUCUCGACUCGGAAACUCACGGUGGUGAGGACGUGGCCGUGUUUGCUCGAGGCCCCAUGGCUCACCUGCUGCAGGGCGUUAAUGAGCAGAGCUACAUCGCACACGCCCUGGCCUACGCAGCCUGCCUGGGAGCCAAUCAGAACCACUGCUACACGGCACGAAGCUCCGCCCCCGACACACCCUGAUUUUAUCACGAUUUAUUAAAUCGUGCAGAAACACUGUUUUACUUAUCAGUCUGUACAUCACUGCUGAUAUUACAAUAAAAAUAAGUGAUCAAAUAA
Silurus meridionalis is the source of this 1759-nucleotide messenger RNA. RefSeq names its product alkaline phosphatase 3 (gene alp3). The transcript is spliced from 11 exons. Lineage: Eukaryota; Metazoa; Chordata; Actinopteri; Siluriformes; Siluridae. Gene Ontology annotation, cellular component: plasma membrane. Bases 146 to 1663 code for a protein of 505 amino acids. The record is from RefSeq and is a predicted model, not a curated record. Gene Ontology annotation, molecular function: alkaline phosphatase activity. Gene Ontology annotation, biological process: dephosphorylation.